AUGGGACACCUCCACAACAGUCUUAGACCAUGGGACACCUCCACAACAGUCUUAGACCAUGGGACACCUCCACAACAGACCAUGGGACACCUCCACAACAGUCUCAGACCAUGGGACACCUCCACAACAGUCUUAGACCAUGGGACACCUCCACAACAGUCUCAGACCAUGGGACACCUCCACAACAGACCAUGGGACACCUCCACAACAGUCUUAGACCAUAGGACACCUCCACAACAGACCAUGGGACACCUCCACAACAGUCUCAGACCAUGGGACACCUCCACAACAGUCUUAGACCAUGGGACACCUCCACAACAGUCUCAGACCAUGGGACACCUCCACAACAGACCAUGGGACACCUCCACAACAGUCUCAGACCAUGGAACACCUCCACAACAGUCUCAGACCAUGGGACACCUCCACAACAGUCUUAGACCAUGGGACACCUCCACAACAGUCUUAGACCAUGGGACACCUCCACAACAGACCAUGGGACACCUCCACAACAGUCUCAGACCAUGGGACACCUCCACAACAGUCUCAGACCAUGGGACACCUCCACAACAGUCUCAGACCAUGGGACACCUCCACAACAGUCUCAGACCAUGGAACACCUCCACAACAGUCUCAGACCAUGGGACACCUCCACAACAGUCUCAGACCAUGGGACACCUCCACAACAGUCUCAGACCAUGGGACACCUCCACAACAGUCUCAGACCAUGGGACACCUCCACAACAGUCUCAGACCAUGGGACACCUCCACAACAGUCUCAGACCAUGGAACACCUCCACAACAGUCUCAGACCAUGGGACACCUCCACAACAGUCUCAGACCAUGGGACACCUCCACAACAGUCUCAGACCAUGGGACACCUCCACAACAGACCAUGGGACACCUCCACAACAGACCAUGGGACACCUCCACAACAGUCUCAGACCAUGGAACACCUCCACAACAGUCUUAGACCAUGGGACACCUCCACAACAGACCAUGGGACACCUCCACAACAGUCUCAGACCAUGGGACACCUCCACAACAGUCUCAGACCAUGGGACACCUCCACAACAGACCAUGGGACACCUCCACAACAGUCUUAGACCAUGGGACACCUCCACAACAGACCAUGGGACACCUCCACAACAGUCUUAG
Messenger RNA from Knipowitschia caucasica, 1155 nucleotides. The record is from the annotation of a GenBank genome assembly. NCBI's taxonomy places the organism in Eukaryota, Metazoa, Chordata, Actinopteri, Gobiiformes, Gobiidae.